Messenger RNA from Neurospora tetrasperma FGSC 2508, 1698 nucleotides. RefSeq lists its product as uncharacterized. Gene Ontology annotation, molecular function: transmembrane transporter activity. Bases 1 to 1698 code for a protein of 565 amino acids. Lineage: Eukaryota; Fungi; Ascomycota; Sordariomycetes; Sordariales; Sordariaceae. Gene Ontology annotation, biological process: transmembrane transport. The transcript is spliced from 2 exons. The record is from RefSeq and is a predicted model, not a curated record.
AUGCAGGCGGAUCACCAGCAGAACCAACAUCAGCUUGACGCUGGACAAGAAGCUAGCCAUGAUAACGGAGAGAAACAGCAAGAGCAAGCCGGUCAAGCUUCACAACCAGUCACCGAACUCACGCCAGCUGUACCUAUUUCCGCCGAACCCGUGUCCCUCCUGACCGGCGAACCUCCGAGCGAAGCACCUGUCGUCGAGCAGCCUCCCAAGUACUCGAUUCACCCAGCAUGGGCCAAGCGCCUCAUCAUCUUCGGCGCCUCCAUCUCCGCCUUCUUCUCGCCCCUCACCGCUCAAAUCUACCUCCCAGCUCUGCCUACCGUAGCUGACGACUUCCAUGUUACCGCGUCCAAGGUGACCCUGACGGUGACAACCUACAUGAUCUUCCAAGGCAUCACGCCCAUGUUUCUUGGGGGACUGGCAGAUUCGGCGGGCCGUCGACCUGCCUACGUCAUCUGCUUUGUCAUUUACAUCGGGGCCAAUAUCGGUCUGGCCUUGUGCAAGAACUUUACGAGUCUCUUGAUUCUCCGAAUGCUGCAGAGUGCAGGGUCGAGCACCACCAUUGCUCUUUGCCAAGCCACGCUGGCAGAUAUCACCACCAGUGCGGAACGAGGACACUACGUCGGCAUCACGGCGCUUCCUCAAGUCUUGGCUCCGAGUCUCGGUCCAGUGGUAGGCGGUCUGUUGACCAACUACCUCGGCUGGCGCUGGAUCUUCUGGCUGCUCACCAUCAUGGCUGGCGUUAACCUUUUGGGCUUGCUCAUGUUCUUCCCCGAGACUUGCCGCAAGAUCGUAGGCGACGGCAGCGGUCGCAAGGAUUCGCACUGGAUAUACUGGACUGGCUGGCAGCUACUCCGCGACAACCUAGCCCACCCGUCCAACCACAACAAUGGCCUCCACCUCACCGUCUCAACUGCCUCUGCCCCCCGUCAGAAGAUCAAGCUCAGCCUCACCACACCUAAUAUCCUCCAGUCUCUCACACUUCUCUUCCGCUCCAAGCAGCUCGCCAUCCUUCUCUCCUACUCAGCUAUUGUCUUCUCCGGCUUUUACGCCAUCGGAACCGCCAUGCCUAACCAGCUCUCGACCCUCUACGGGCUUAACGACAUCGAAAUCGGCCUCAUGUACCUACCCAUGGCUGGUGGUUCCAUUGUCACAGCCUUUGUUAUUGGCAAGGUUAUCACAUGGAAUUUUCACCGCCAUGCCAGGCGCCUGGGCAUGGUAAUCGACAGAAGCCGGCAGACAGAUCUGACUGCCUUCCCCAUUGAGCGAGCGAGACUGGAGGUGGGACUGCCGCUCUUGGCGCUGACCAGUGCUGUGGUGAUCUCAUGGGGCUGGGCCAUGCAGAGCAAGACCAGUCUGGCGGCGCCGUGUGUUUUGCUGUUCCUUCUGGGAGUUGGCAUGAUUGGAUUCAACAACACGGUCAGCACCCUGGUUGCGGAUAUCUACCCGGGCAAGGCCGGAGCGGCGACGGCAGCCAAUAACUUGACGAGAUGUUUGCUUGGAGCGGCAAGCAGUGCGGUGAUCCUGCCGAUGGUCAACGGAAUAGGAAGUGGAUGGGCUUAUACCAUCUUUGGAGGAUUGUAUGUGUUCUUUGCGCCGUUGUUGCUGGUGCUUAUGAGUAGGGGAAUGAGGUGGAGGGCGGAGGAGAAGUGGAAAGAUGAGGCCAAGGAGGAGAAGAGAAAGCAGGAACAGAAAGCGUGA